Schistocerca gregaria is the source of this 2169-nucleotide messenger RNA. RefSeq names its product glomulin. Lineage: Eukaryota; Metazoa; Arthropoda; Insecta; Orthoptera; Acrididae. Gene Ontology annotation, cellular component: cytoplasm. The coding region runs from base 194 to 2026 and encodes 610 amino acids. Gene Ontology annotation, molecular function: ubiquitin-protein transferase inhibitor activity. The transcript is spliced from 2 exons. The record is from RefSeq and is a predicted model, not a curated record.
AACGUUUCAAGGUGAGCGAGCAUCGAUAUGUUACGCUAACAUUAACUCUUUCUAUCAAAACACAACAAAAAUGAAAGAAGCGUGUUGGUGAUACAAUUUGACGUGUUGACUUCACUGGGAAGAAUCUGACUGUUUUGAGCUACUGGCUGUAUCAUUGCAGAAUAGUGACAUUUAAGAUUUCUGAACCGUGAUAAUGGCGGUAACAACAGAGGAUGAUGUUGACAAUCUCUCUGAAGCACCCCUUGAGCAUACUGCAGUGUUGGUGCACUGUCUUUCAGCUGGAGAAACGGAGAAAGCUAGUGCUAUAUUCAGUGAUGUUAAGUAUGAAAAGUGUAUUGUGGAAGAUAGCAGCAGCAUUAUCGAGGCAGUGAAGCAGUUUGUGACCCGUGAUGUAUUUAAGAAAAGACCAAAUGUGUUUCAGUGUGUCCAGGAUAUUCUGUUGUGUUUGGCACAGAAAGCCAUCCCAGAAAAUUUACUUCUUGAAUUUGUAGAAUUAGGAGAAACAUUGGGUGACGACACUGUACUAAUAAUGAUCCUAAAACCAUUACAAGUUGUGUUGGGCAGGCUUCAAAAAAACAGAGGUUUCUCUCUUAUGUGGUGCCUAAACAUGAUAGAACAGAAUGUCAAAAAAUUACCAGCUCCAGAGAAUCACAAUCUCGAAGGGGAAGAGACAAAAUUGCUAGAUUGUGAUCCAAACAUAGAACAUAUUGUCAGUGUAUAUAGGUGUAUUGAGCCAUUUUAUAGCCAUUUCAUUUCUCAGAUAACUGCCAAAACUGCAGUUACCUCAAUUGAAGCAUCUGCACAGAGAACUAGAGAGAGAAAAUUUUUAAUCAGAUCCAUAAUUAUGAUAUUAGGCCACCCCUUCAUUCACACUUCUCUGAGACUUGAAGGUCACAGUAAAAGUGAGUCAAGAGUCAUCGCAGAGAAUCUGGUAAGAAAUUUAUUCUGUAUUGCAAAUGAUCUUUUAAAAUUCUUAGAAUAUACUGAAGUUAAAAGCACAAAGAUAAAAAAGAGAGAUCAGCAAAGCCAUUAUAAAUCAGUAGAAGAUGCUCUCAAUGACCCAGUUUUAGAGCAGCCAUCAACUAGUAUAUUUGGUACAGAUGAAGAAAUCCCCAUGUUAGGUUUGGGUACAUUGUAUUAUUUAAUUCUUGGGGAACAUUUUCUUGAAGAAAUUCUACCUACAGUUUACAACCCCAUUUACGUAUUUCAUAAAAACUUACUUCUUAGUGCAGAAAUGCUCAAAUGUUCUGAACAAUUGAUAAUAUACAAGGGCUUGAUUUUAGCACACACAGUCACAUCAAGGAUUGCUAAAGCAUCCCUGACAAACUCUUCAGUUGAAAGUGAAAUCCACAGCAAAUUUCUAGGUCGUUUACAACCUGUGAUGGUUUAUUGUCCAACUGAAGAGUAUAGAAAGCUUGCAGUCAGUGUUUUUGAAGUGUACCUUUCUGUAUUAGACAGGAAAUGUCUUUAUUUGUUGCUAGUGCAUUUGUCACAAACGGCUGAGUACUCUGCUGUCAAUAGUUUUCUUGUCACGUAUUUAAAGAAUGUUAUGUUGGAAGAAAUGAAGAUUAGCAGCAACGUAUCACCUUAUUUUAAAGGCAGAAUGCUUCAGAUUUUAGUCAAGAAGUGUUGUACACUACCUGAAGGAGCAGAGACUGACCUUCUGGAACAUAUGUCGAGAAUAAAUUCUGUUCUUAAUUUCAUUCGCUAUAUGGUUAUAAGAGACAAAGAGAACAAAACAGGGUUUCUUGAUUGUUUGCCUGAAUUAAAGCAGUCAUUUCUUAAUCCACUUGAAGAAGCUCUUAAGUUGUCAAGAAGCCACUAUGAACUGAAACUCAAAGAAGAACUCGAGAAUAAAAAAAACAAAUCAAGUUCAGACAAAAGUGAUGGGCUGGAAAUAAAAGUUACAGUGGCAGGAAAACUUUUCGAACAAGAUCCUGUCAGUACAAUAAAGUGCUCACUGACCUAUUUUGAUUUGAUAGAAAGUCUUCUGUGCCGAGUGAACGAGUGUUUAGAAUCUCUGUAAUGUUGAUGUGAGUGUGUUAUUGUUGUUGUGUAAGUGCGCAAUGUGAUUUUUAGGGUUCAAGUUGACAUUGUUAAAAUUGUGCCUUGCUAGUACUUGUUAUUGAACAUUACACUACUUGUGUAAUAAAGUGUUCAUGCCUGUAA